AUGUCUUACCUCGUCACUGGCGGUCUGGGCUCCCUUGGAUCAGCACUUAUCACUCAUCUUCACGAUAGCACUCCACAUAAGAUCACUGUACUUGAUAACCUCGUAGGACAAACAGAUAUUCUUCAGAUUCCGCAACGCAUCCGAGAAUCGGAUCGUUUCGACUUGGUUAUCGGUGACGUCGGAAAUGCUCAACUUGUUCUCCAUACUCUCAAGGAUAAAGCUGUGGAUAUCGUCAUCGAUUGCACGGCUCGAGAUCAGAGCGUUAUUGAUCGAUCUCCUACUAGCGGUGCACGAAAUGCCUUACAGAACUUCACGAAUCUACUGAAUGCCAUCAGGGAGUACGGUCGAGUUCAACGUUUCCUGCUUGUCAGCUGUCAAUCGGUAUACGGACAUUCUGAUGGAGAAGAGUCAGUGCCAUUGACGCCAAUUAGCUGGAGAGGUGCAGCUCUCAUGUCAGCUGAAGCAAUGCUACAUUCAUACGUGGUCUCUUACCAUCUUCCACUAGCCGUGGUAAGACUCAGUUACGGGCUAAUCAACGACUCGCUCGAUCGGAGGCUUGAGAGUUGUGGUGGUAGAAGCGUCAAUCUGAUCAGCAUGGAGGACGCUGUGAAAGGUAUUAUGGCAGCAGUAGAACGAGCUGAGAAAGCUGAAGUUUGGAAUAUUGGCGGUCCACAUGACUUCGUGGCAGAGGAACUGAAGCAGUUCGUCAAUGGACGGAACGUAACUCUCUCUUCUGUGCCCACAAAACUAAAUACCGAAAAAGCGUCAAGAGAGCUUGGGUUUCGCGCCCAGGGCGAUAUAAUUAAAGCAUUAACAACUCUGCGCAACUCAUCGCCGCAACCCAUUCAAUCAUCUGGAUCAGCUACGAAAAUUCUAUUGUUUGGCUCAAAAGGAUGGAUUGGACGGCAGUUCACUCAAAUGCUCAAGGAGAAGAAUAUCGUCUAUGUAGAAGCCGCCACAAAGCCCGGACUCGAUGAAGACGACAUGGUCCGAGAGGAAAUCGUUCGAGUUGCACCCAGUAAUGUUAUUUCAAUGCUUGGACGGACGCAAGGCGAAGGCAACAAUACAAUCACAUUCUUGGAAGGUGGACCAGACAAAUUGAAGCUGAAUGUGCGUGAUAAUCUUUACGCACCGUGGAUAUUGGCUAGCCUUUGCGAGAAGAUGAACAUACACUUCACCUACCUGGGAACGGGUUGUCUAUUCAAGUAUGAUACUCAGCACAAAAUGGACGGAGGUCCUGGCUACACGGAAGAAGAUACUAGCAAUUACGACGGCACAUCCUAUUCUGUGGUGAAGGGAUAUACAGAUCGGCUGUUGCGACAUUUUGACAACACUUUACAAUGUCGCAUUCGAUUACCAGUAAACUACGAACUCGACAGUCGUAAUCUUGUUGCGAAGCUGAUGUCAUUCAAGAAAGUUCUCGAUGUACCGAACUCUAUAACUAUUCUUCCUGAUACUCUGCCAAUUUUAUUGGAUAUGGCUCUCAAAAAGGAAACUGGAGUCAUCAAUCUCGUGAACCCAGGAGUGAUCCGCUUCCCAGAAAUCUCCGAAAUGUAUCGUAAACUAAUCAAUCCAGGCUGGGAAUAUGAAGUAAUACCAGCUGAUGUAAGUUUUUCUUCUCAAUAA
Haemonchus placei is the source of this 1626-nucleotide messenger RNA. The record is from the annotation of a GenBank genome assembly. NCBI's taxonomy places the organism in Eukaryota, Metazoa, Nematoda, Chromadorea, Rhabditida, Trichostrongylidae.